Molecule: messenger RNA, 863 nt
Organism: Acaromyces ingoldii
Lineage: Eukaryota; Fungi; Basidiomycota; Exobasidiomycetes; Exobasidiales; Cryptobasidiaceae
Exons: 2
Coding region: 147-749 (200 amino acids)
Biological process (GO): tRNA 5'-leader removal
Cellular component (GO): ribonuclease P complex
Source: RefSeq, a predicted model, not a curated record
UCCAUUUCCAUCUUUUUCCCGUCCUAAGAUCGCUCUCUUCCUUGGCCUCAUCUGCGCUCGCCCAGCUGCUGCUCGGCAUCGCCCACCUUGGACUGGGAGGGGAGAAGCGAUCCUCCCCAGCUGAUGCACGCUGAGGGCGACGAGCAAUGGUCCGAUUCAAGAACCGCUGGCUGCUGCUCUCGCUCACCUUUGCUGGCCCCUCGUCGUCGGCAUCCUCCACUGACUCUUCUCAAGCUGCAUCAGCAUCAGCAUCAGCAGCAGCAGCAGUCGCAGCACCGCCGCCGCCGAAUCUGACUCCCUACGCGAUCCUGCAGCACCUCCGCGCCUCGCUGUCCGACAACUUUGGCGCAGCCUCGUCGGGCGCCAAUGGGGGAAGCCUCGCGAUCCGCUACUGGUCCGCGUCGACGCGCACGGCCAUUGUCCGUUGUGGCCGCGCGGGCGUCGCCGAUGUCGUGGCGGCCUGCACGCUGCUGGCGAGCAUCGAGGGCCGGCGCGUUCGUAUUGUUGUUCGCCAUGUCGGCGGCACCAUCCGCAAGGUGCAGGAGGCUGCCGUCCGGCUCGAUCGGCGGCGGAUCGAGAGGGCCAAGCUGGCGAGGAGAGGCAAGCUGGGUAUGGCAGGGCAUGACUCGGUGGAAGUUGGACAAGGGCCACGGGAAGAGCAGGAGGAGGAGGACGACGACCAGGGCGCCAUGGAUGCGCUCAUGCAGCUCAAGGACGACGACGACGAGGGCGACGAGGAGCAGCCGUAGCAGAUGGAACAACCAUAGUAAAUGGAAGCAAGGCAAACACAAUUGUAUCAUAAGCAACAAUCACAUCUCUCUUCACAUCAAGCAAGGUGCCUGCCUGCCUCGUCAGAAGUGAUG